AUGAAGUACAACACUACCGCCUUUUUCGCUGCUGCUGCAGCUCUGGUGUCCAUCACCUCCGCAUCUGCCUCGGCGGCUGAAUGCAAUCAAACCGCAUCUGGUGAGCCUGGCGAGCCCGGCAUUUGCGCCAUACUGCCAGCCACUCCGCCAGAGCUUCCCUCGGUUGACCCUCUUGACGACGUUCCCCCUUGUAUUGAAGUCAUCUUCAGGGAAGACCAGUGCUCAAUUGAUCCCUAUACGCCCCCCUGGCCCCUCCCGGCCGCGGCAGCUGCGAACCUCACGAAGGUCGCCGAAUGCAAAUGCAGCGGAACCACUUUUGCCAACUGGCUUGAGUGCCAGAGCUGCCUCGUAGAACAUGACCUUUACAACGAUGUCAACUACAUCUGGUACAACAUCCUGACCGGAGUAAAAGCGGUUCUGUGCAACGCACCCGAACAUCCUUACGGCGUCCCGGAAUUCGUUUCACCAGCUCAGACUUAUAUCCCCAUCCCAACAACAACACCCAUGGCUUCCAUCAUCCCCAUCGCCCCCAGCACCACGGAUGAGCCCAGCGAGCCUAUCACGCAGGCAUCCUUGGCCAUCGAUCAUAGUGUCGCCGUUACAGCGCUCGGACCUCAAAAAUCCUGUGACGAGGUUCCUCAAGACUUCAGCAAACAACAAGACACCAUUAUCACGGGUCCCACUAUCACAGGCAUCACUCUCACAGCUUCCUUCACCAAUCAGUCCUUUUCAGCUGCAGCCACGCCAACUGAACCCCCAAGAAAGCCAGUGGUGCACUUGCCCCCAGCUACCGAGACGUCCAAUGCAGUCUCCUCGUUCGAGAAACUGGGUCUGACUUUGGCAAUUGUUGGCGGUCUUGUUCUUGGGAUGCUGUGA
Molecule: messenger RNA, 876 nt
Organism: Trichoderma virens Gv29-8
Lineage: Eukaryota; Fungi; Ascomycota; Sordariomycetes; Hypocreales; Hypocreaceae
Exons: 1
Coding region: 1-876 (291 amino acids)
Source: RefSeq, a predicted model, not a curated record